CCGGACCCCUAAAACAGAUUGAUUUAAGAACAUGCCAUCCUAGAACAUGGCAGUACUAGGGUGUCUACAACUUCUCCUUCUGUUGAUAGUAUCUGGGUCCGUGGCCGGGGACCCUUUUGGGGACUUUGAGUACAAAUACGCCGUCAAACGAGAGAGUCUCCAUCAACAGGAACGCGUGUUUGCGGGGUACGAGUCUAAUUACACCGAAAAUGAACAGAUUGCACAGAACUACUUAGAGUACUUGAAGUGGGUGGAAUUUGUAAAAACCAAGGACAACUUCCCACCAUCUCGUCCAAUGAAGAACAACCUUGCUGAUGUCAAAGCUUCGAGCAUCUAUCGCCUCCUGAAAAAGUUUCCUAAAGGCGGAAAUAUGCACCUACAUCACAACCACGUUGUCAGCAAAGCAACCAUCUUGGACAUCAUAUAUGCAAAUCCGUUCCUGCUCGACAAUUUCUAUGUUAAGGAAUCUUCAGAACCCAACAAAUGGCGGUUCGACUUCUACCUUAAUCCACCCAGUGGAUGGAUGAAAGUGAAGGACAAUGUAAAGUACACGAAAGAUUCCAUGGUUAAACAUUCCACGUUUCUGGGAAUUAUUAACGAUGCAUCCAUUAAUUUGCCGACUGAUAGCAGUUUGAGAUGGAAGCAAAUUUCGCCCUUGUUCAGUACCAUUGGAUCACACAUUGUAAACCAGGUAAACAUGUCAAGGUUACACAUGGAAGCAAUGCUUCAGGCUGCCAUGGACGAAAAUGUACAAUAUCUGGAAACCAAAGUCUCCGCCUACAAUAAGCUGUAUUUUCUAGACUCUGAUCCUGCUUAUGAAAGUAAACAUGGGAAACAUUAUGUGGACAAUGAUUAUGGAGAAGAGGAACUUCACAUUGCAGAGGAAGUUUUAAAUCAAUUUCGUCAGAAGAAUCCUUCUUUUAUUGGAUACAAACGAAUCGUUAAUUCGUACAGAAGAUCCGAUCCUGCAACGCUCAAGUCAGACGCAGAGAAAGCUCUUAUGCUUCAUAAGAAGUAUCCUCAUCUUGUAGCGGGAUUUGACAUGGUGGCAGAGGAAGACCUCGGUUAUUCCCUACUGUUUUAUCUCAGAGACUUCGUGGAAUUGGAAGUAAGAAAUGAAUCUUUACCAUACUUCUUCCAUACCGCGGAAACAAACUGGCCUGCAGAAUAUCUGACUUCUACUCACGUAACCGAUCCAGUCGCUACGAUUGAAAAUACAUACGACGCCAUUCUGUUAGGAGCCAAAAGAGUAGGUCAUGGCAUAGGUUUUUUGACACAUCCAUAUCUAAUGGAGCUUUUAAAACAGAAGAAGAUUGCAGUGGAGGCAAAUCCAGCUAGCAACAAGUUGCUGGGUUACGUUCCCGAUCAGCGCCACCAUCCAGCUAUAUCUUACAUUCGGUAUGGAAUACCUGUGGUUUUGGGAGCGGACGACCCAUCUACGUUUGGAUAUGAUGACUUCACUGUUGACUGGUAUGAGGCGGUAAUGGGGUGGGAUCUUACUCUUGCUGAUAUGCGCCAUUUGGCAAUUAAUUCACUACAGUACAGUUCUCUUCUUGAUUCAGAGAAACCAGCAGCCAUCACAAAAUGGCAGAAUUCCUAUAACCUUUUCAUAACGAACACGAAACAGGAAGCAUGUAAAUUAACCUUCAAUGACACAACACCAACAAUUUCUUCCAUUUUCCCUCAUGAAGGCCCAGUACAUGGUGGUAGUAUCGUCAAAGUUUUUGGACGACAUUUUUCUAGAGCGAUAUGCAAAACAAUCUACUGUCGAUUUGGAAGCGCGACUACAAAAGGGACCUUAGUCUAUGAUCACAUGAUCAACUGCCCCUCCCCAGUGAGAGCUUCCCACGGCUCUCAUCUUGAUCCAUUGCAUGUUCAAUUCAGUGUAUCUCUGGACAAUGGCGCUAACUUUAUCAAUACGCACAAAAAAUUUUCCUUCAUGCAUCAACCAAAUGGGAUCCCAAACAUCCCUGUUGGCUAACAUAUUCCUCUAGGGGUUCUCUUGUUUGUAUCGGAAUAUUUAAUAUUGAGUGACAGACCAAUUCUCAGGUAAGCUUGGGCUUUCAGUCAGGCGUGGCAUUCUCGACGUUACAUAAUAAGCAUAUGAAAUUUACACAGCUUUCACUCACUGUUGAAAUAUACAUGGGAUAAAAAUUCGGGCAAAUGUCAACUUGAGUAUCGAAUAAUCAAUAACAUUUUCUCGUUCGGCAAAGAGGUGGGGCUUAAGUCGUCACAUCGUUGUCAACAAUUUUAAAGUUCCGAAUUG
Messenger RNA from Saccostrea cuccullata (small rock oyster), 2266 nucleotides. RefSeq names its product adenosine deaminase 2-like. Gene Ontology annotation, biological process: inosine biosynthetic process; adenosine catabolic process. Lineage: Eukaryota; Metazoa; Mollusca; Bivalvia; Ostreida; Ostreidae. The transcript has 3 exons. The record is from RefSeq and is a predicted model, not a curated record. Gene Ontology annotation, molecular function: adenosine deaminase activity. Bases 47 to 1981 code for a protein of 644 amino acids.